This is a messenger RNA of Guillardia theta CCMP2712, 1839 nucleotides long. RefSeq lists its product as hypothetical. Bases 1 to 1839 code for a protein of 612 amino acids. The transcript has 26 exons. NCBI's taxonomy places the organism in Eukaryota, Cryptophyceae, Pyrenomonadales, Geminigeraceae. The record is from RefSeq and is a predicted model, not a curated record.
AUGCAGGAUGCGAUGGGAGAGGUGGACAGGAAGGAUGUGGGAGAGUGGGAGUGGAGAAACAUUCAUACAGCUCCCGUCUCCAACAUGAUGACUGCCGCUCCCCGGUCUCAGUGCAACAGCGCUUCUGGUUUGGGCUCGAUGAUAAAGGAGAAGGAGAUUGACGUGAAUACUUUGCUUCUUACCCUCAUGCUGUACUUCUUGACUUCAUCCCGCUUGAAUUUUCCUCGCGCUUGGAGUGCGGACGGGACCCCAAAUCAUCGGCAGAGGAAACUAGACCUGUCGAAGAGAGCGUGGAGUGCGACGGAUGAUUCGAAGGUCACUGAAAAGGUGAACCCUUGGUCAACUGGGAAUCCCUUCGUCCUAUCCAAGAAGUACAGCAAAAUCUCCUCCUUCAGCAAGUACCAGGAUUCUCUCGAGGACUCACUCGGACCGCUGUUCGACAGGCCGCAGUCAGCGAUGCAGUUUGUUGAUCUCGACGAUGAGACGAAGAAAAGAGCUCCGUCCUCCCUCGUUGCCAGAGCCGUCGCCUCCUCAAGAAUGACUGUGAUCGAAGACGAUGAGGAGAUACAAGACUUUAGAAGAAAGUUCGAAGAGAUUGAGGACGACUUGGAGAUGACAUCAAAGAAAAAUCGCUUUGAAGUUUCAAUCUUCUAUGAUGGAAAACUCACCAACAACAUGGCAAAAUCACGAUCAGUUCUCACAGAGAUCUUUCUUGCCUUCUGUGGGCUUCAACAAAACUACGGAGGAACAAACAGUUUUUCUGAGAGAGCUGUCUCCCUCAGCAGCAUUGGAUACGCAGAGUUUGGAAUCAUGAUGAAAGAAUUUCUUCCUGAUUUCGACAUCGACUAUGAAGAGAUUUUCAAGGUUUUCACCGUCACCAAGCAGAAAGGUGUUCCCAGCACUUUCAAGUGGGAGAAAGAGUGGGGGGUAGACCAAGCUGUCACAGACAUUAGGCAUCUUGACUUUCGCGAGUUCAUUUGCUCGCUAGUUCGACUCGCCGCCUUCAUCUUUGACGUCCCCACGUUGGCCGACGCGCUCAACCUUCUCGUGGAGGAGAUGGACGUGGGGAUGGGGCUGGUUGAGAUCAAGAAGAGGCUGUCGUACAUCAAGAGGUGCAAGCUCGGGUUCGGAACCUGGAAAGACGAGACCAACGAGUACAAGCUGCCGAACAAGCCCAAGGGAAGGAGCAUGCGCGCGAGGAGAGACAAGAGGAGGAGGUCGAGCAUGUUCCAUUUGAUGGACAUAGGAGACGACAAGCUCGUUGACGCCUGCCUCCUCCUCCUCAAGUUGUCUGGUGACAAGACUUCCACCAACUGGGUGAAGUUCGAAGCUCAGGCCCUCGCGUGCUGUGUGCCGCUGACAGGUGGUCAAGUUUCUGGUCCUUCAGUGUCGAGAGCCGAUGGAGAUCCUCCGCACAAGUUUAUGAUACAAGUUCGCAACAGCUCGCGCGUGUCUCCUCCUCCUCCUCUCAACAUCAUCUCCCAGGCGAAGGACAACGUGGUUCCUCCUGGCGACUCCAUCUCGUACAUGAUCUAUGCGCACGUCGAACAGGCAGGGAUCUUCCAAGGAAGCAUUCAUAUCAGCGAACAAGACGGGGACGUUUCGAUCUACACCAUCCCUGUGUUGCUGCGAGUGAAGAAGUCACUCAGCCAUCAGCUCAAGGAGAUCAAGCUGAACAGACAAAUGAAGAAGAAAAGUAUGUUGAUCUCAACAGGGCAGGUCAAGAAGCAUACCAACACACACAUGGAUCAGGACAUCGUACAGAACACGUCAGCUGUGGACAACAGAGGGAAAAUUUCAACCUUUGGAUCAUCUCGGCUAGAGUUGACUGACUUGUAG